UGCUUUGGCCCGUGGGCGGCAAUCUGUCACACGCCGCAGAAGAAUAAAGUCUGUGCAUUCUGCAUCAUGGGACCUCCAGGCAACUAUUUUCUUCUUGUGAUCGUUACACUGAGUCGCUUUCAUUUCAGGAGCUGUAAAUAUUAACAGCCUGACAGCUUGGGUUAUUUCCGGAGAUCGGCGCAUUCCUCUAUAAAUACCAGGCAAAGUCGGCAAGAGCUAGAAACCUACAUCCAGCAUCAGAAGAGUUUCGUUUUGAGGAAGCCUGCGACAGAGCUGAUGGCGUUACUGUGGAAGUGUCAUUGCCUGGUGGCGGUGUUGUGUGCCUCCUUCGUGGGGGUCGGGGCAGACUGUGACCAAGAGUGCGCUUACUGUGCCUACCAUCUGGCCGGCCAUUCCACGGAGUUCAACUCGCUGAGUUGCACAUUAGAGUGUGAAGGUAAGAUGCCAUCAGGAAAGGCAUGGGGGAUGUGCAAGGAGCUGGAGGAAGUUAAUAAACCCCAUGAGGACAGUCAAAGUGCUCCUGAAAACGGCAAGGAAAAGGAAGAGCAACGCCAGCUUCUGAGCAAGAGAUAUGGUGGCUUCAUGAAGCGCUACGGGGGUUUCAUGAAAAAAGGAGACACUAGUAACACAUACAUUUCCGAAGCUGAUGAUGAAAAUAAGGGGAGGGAGAUACUGAAUAAAAGAUAUGGAGGCUUCAUGAAGAAGGAUGUUGAGAGUGCUUCUUCAGUAGAUUCUGCUGACGUUCUCAGAGAGUUACUGAACUUAAGCGAGCUCGAUGAUCUGAAGCAUUACUUGGACCAGAGCGACUCUGAUAGCCGUGGUGAGAUCAUGAAGCGGUAUGGGGGAUUCAUGAAUGGAUUCAAACGAAACCAAGAACUAGAAGAUUUGCCAGAAUUGCAAAAGAGAUAUGGAGGCUUCAUGAGAAGAUUUGGGAAACCAGAUUACCAGAAAAGGUAUGGUGGAUUUAUGAAACGUUGGAAUGAUGCUCUCGUUCCUUCCGAUGAAGAUGGCGAAAUAUAUUCCAAAGAAGUCCCUGAACUUGAAAAGAGAUAUGGAGGAUUUAUGAGAAAUUAGAAGCUCAAUCAGAAAGACUGUCCCUGUUCUCAGAUUUAAGUGUACUGUGUUGCUUAGAAUGUACAGGUGUUUUUUUUUACUUAGUUUACCAAAAACAGGAGACCUGCAACUUACAUGUUAUGUGCAGAUCUGUGUUGCCUUUGGUCAAGAUGAGGUUGUCAAAUAUAAUUGUAUGCCUUCUUUGUGCACUUUCUUCUCUAACUGUAAUUUGUUAAAUGUUGUCUAAUUUUCAUUAAAUGCAAAACAAAGAAAAA
Molecule: messenger RNA, 1328 nt
Organism: Pristis pectinata (smalltooth sawfish)
Lineage: Eukaryota; Metazoa; Chordata; Chondrichthyes; Rhinopristiformes; Pristidae
Gene: penkb
Product: proenkephalin b
Exons: 4
Coding region: 277-1074 (265 amino acids)
Biological process (GO): sensory perception; chemical synaptic transmission; neuropeptide signaling pathway
Cellular component (GO): neuronal cell body; axon terminus; dendrite
Molecular function (GO): opioid receptor binding
Source: RefSeq, a predicted model, not a curated record